Messenger RNA from Entrophospora candida, 2241 nucleotides. Lineage: Eukaryota; Fungi; Glomeromycota; Glomeromycetes; Entrophosporales; Entrophosporaceae. The record is from the annotation of a GenBank genome assembly.
AUGUCUAAAGAUGACGAUGCUCAAUGUGCAGGUCAAUGGGGUCCUAGACUUGCACCAAAUCUGGAUCCAAAUCGCCAAUGGGCAGCAGUUCGUCGUCGUUACGAAUGGAACGAUACAUACGAUGAAGGAAUAGCUCCCAAAGACGAAGAAUUGGAAAAAGAACUUUUUGGCGAAGAUAAUCAUGUUCAUUCUGGUAUUAAUUUUGCAAAAUAUGAUAAAAUUAAGUUUGAAGAAGCAAAACUUCAUCCAGCAAUGAAGGACAAUGUUAAAUUGGCUAGAUAUGAUAUACCAACUCCAGUUCAAAAAUAUUCUAUUCCAAUAAUUACUGAGGGAUUAGAUUUAAUGGCAUGUGCUCAAACUGGCUCUGGCAAAACAGCUGCAUUUUUGAUUCCAAUAUUAUCCCAAAUGUUUACAGCUAAAAGAAGCUCAAGACAGUCUGGAAAUACACGAAAAUAUAAAGCUGAACCAUUAAUAUUAAUAUUAGCUCCUACGCGUGAAUUGGCUACUCAAAUAUUUGAUGAAUGUCGUCGAUUUACUUAUAGAAGCAUGAUGAGACCAUGUGUUGUGUAUGGAGGUGCAGAUUCUAUUCCUCAAAAAGCUGAAUUGGCUAAAGGUUGCGAUAUAUUAACUGCCACACCUGGUAGACUAAAUGAUUUUAUGGAUCGUGGUGUACUAAGUCUUCGUAAAGUUAGAUAUCUUGUGAUUGAUGAAGCUGAUCGUAUGUUAGAUAUGGGUUUUGAAACAGAUAUUCGUAAAAUUGUUCAGGAAUCUGACCUUCUUGAUGAUGGUUCAAGACAGACUAUGAUGUUUUCAGCCACUUUUCCAUCAAAUAUUCAAAGUCUUGCAAAGGAUUUUUUGAAAAAUGAUUACUUGUUCCUUACAGUUGGUAGACUUGGUGGAACAACAAUGUAUGUUGAGGAUAAAGAUAAACGUGCAAAACUUGUUGAGCUACUUAUGAAACAACCACCAUCUCGUACUCUGAUCUUUGUUGAAACAAAACGUGGUGCAGACUCACUUGAUGAUUACUUGUAUCAUAAAAAUUUUCCUACCACUAGUAUUCAUGGUGAUAGAUCACAACGCGAGAGAGAAGAUGCUUUAAUAUCAUUCAAAAAUGGCCGAUCACCUAUUUUAAUUGCUACGGCUGUUGCUGCACGUGGUCUUGACAUAAAAAAUGUAAUGCAUGUCAUAAAUUAUGAUUUAUGUAAAGAUAUUGAUGAAUAUGUUCACCGAAUCGGAAGGACUGCACGUGUUGGUAAUGAAGGAUUGGCAACAACUUUUUACAAUGAAAAGAAUUCUGAUGUUGCUAGUGAUUUAGUUAAAUUAUUGUUGGAAUGUAAACAAGAAGUUCCUAGUUUCUUAAAAUCAUACUUGCCUGAUAAUAAUAAUUUUGGUGAUGAUGCAGAUUUUGAUAAUAAAAGAGGCGGAGGAAAUAGUGACUACAGAAAUCAAAAUAACAAAUAUGCUAAUAAUGAUUCAUCAGGAGGUGUAACAUCAAGUAACUGGGAUGCUCAUAACAACAAUAACACUAGUAACGUAUGGGAUAAUACACAACAAAAAGACAUAAUAAAUGACACAUCAGCAUCAACAGCAUGGGAUCCUAGUAAAACUCCAUGGGAUGGUGGUAGUACUACCAUUCAAACUCAGCAACAAUUUCCUCCAUCAUCAUUACCACAACAACCUUCUCAUCAAGCACCACUGCCACCACUAACACAACAACAAUAUCAACAUCCACCACAAUAUCAGCACUCACCACAAGUUACAUUUCAACAGCAACCAACAUUUCAACAACAACUUCCUCCUCCUAACCUUCAGUCUUUUCCUCCACAAUCUUUCCCUCCACAACAACAAAAUCCUUUACAACCACCACAACCUCAAUAUAUUCAUUCACAAUUUACUCCUCAACCUCCAUAUAGUAGUCCGCAACCAUUACAACCACAACAACCUGUUAUUCAACAAUAUGGCAGCAGUGCACCACCACCUCAACCAUCAUUGAUUGGUCAACAACCUAAUCCUAAUAAUAAUUAUAACCAAAUUCCUCCUCCACAACACCAAAACUAUGGUUAUAAUUCACAAUCUAUACCACCACAACCACAACCACAACCCCAUUCUUAUCAACAAAUGUCACAACCACAACAAUUAUCACAACAAUUACCACAACAAUUACCACAACAAUUACCACAACCACCACAACCAUUUGGUAAUUAUGGUGCUAGUCCUUCUAAUAAUAAUUAUAAUUAUUGA